Camelina sativa (false flax) is the source of this 5361-nucleotide messenger RNA. Lineage: Eukaryota; Viridiplantae; Streptophyta; Magnoliopsida; Brassicales; Brassicaceae. The record is from RefSeq and is a predicted model, not a curated record.
AAUCUUUAAUGUUUUCGGAUUCAGCUUUUAUACAUUCUAGGGUUUUUUUUUCUUAUAAAAAAAAAUUUCUCUAUAUAAUCUCUUCUUCGUUUUGAUAUAUGUAGAGAGAGGAUGAGGCAGCCGACACAUGUAUGCUUUGCAUGAAAGAGAGAGAGAUAGAUUUAAUUAAGCUUGUUUUAUUAAAUUUUCUAGCUGCAAUUUUGAGUUUUAUCUCCUUUACCUUUGUUUCUAGAUUCAGUUCCUUUUUAAAAAAAAAACUAAAGCUGGGAGAAUCAGAGAUGAAACCCUAACUUGCAGUGUCCGUACUUAGAGAUUUAUACUUUCCAUUUAUGGAUUCAUCGAUCAAGUCUUUGUUAGUUGCUGUUUAUCCCCAGAUUUGAUUUCAAACUCUAUCACAUAUGAAUUGUCUCAAGCCUCAACUUCAAAAGGUGAGUCAAAGCUGAUUGCACUUGAAUCCAUGGAAUCAUAUUGGUUUUAAUGGAGAAAUUUUUUUGGAGUUCAUGUGCUAUAAAUCGUGGGCAUUGUAGUUUCCAUGUAAGUUAUUAUUCUAAAGUAUUUAAUAGAUAUAUGUGCAAUCAAAAGGGAUAAUCAGUUAAAGAUAUGUGGAAGCCAUCAAAGAAAAAUCUUCAGUUUGAUGACUGAGUAUAGCUAAUCUCCGAUCGUUGUGGGAAAGAAAAUAAUUUUUGUGUAGCAAAGGAAAACUAGUAUGAGCUUUUGAUUAUUCUAUACCGCUAAUUAAGUUCUAGUUGGGGCUUGACUAAAAUAUUAGAUGAAUAGUUGAAUAGUGGCAAAUUGGAAUAGUCAGAUGCUUGGAUAAGGGAAAACACGUUACCUACAGUUUUGUAAAAUAAUCAUAAAACUUCUUGAACUGGUUAUAGAAAAUUUAGUAAUGUUUCAUUUCUUUUUCUAGAUAUAUCUUUAGUUCAUUCAUUGUGGAAUCGUUUGUCGAAAUAAUUGUGAGUAUUUACUUUGGUAUCUAUGUUGGAAUAAGAUUAUAAUGUUUGAGCAUUUAAUCUCUCUCCCUCUACAAACGUGUGUGCAGUAAUCUGUAUGCGUAUACAACUGUUGACGUUUUUCAUAGGUAUGAUGACUCACACAUGUGUUAAAUGGAUAAAUAUUGAUGUCUAUUUUGUUUUCUCGUGUAUUUGUUCAGAGGACGGAAAUAAGAACACUCUGUAAAUUUUGGAAUGUGUUAUAUAUGAAAGAAGUAUUGUCAUCUUUGUGUCCAAUUGUGUACAUUGUGGCGCAACAUAAACCUACAAGCCCCUUUGAUUCCCCUUUGUUCUUCAUCUCAUCUUUUAAUUUUUCUUUUGAUUGUGUUUAGACUUUCUGUGCCAGUUUGUUGCAAACUCCUUACAUAUAUAGUAGACCUAUUCAAUGUCAAGAUUAAUUUAUUAGGUAGUGGAAAUUGCAAGUUUAGGAGUAUUCGAUAUUAUCAGUGGGAUAUGUUUGUGGCAUGCUGUCUAGCCACUUGUUAUACCAACUUCUGUUUCUUUUCAUUAACUAGUAUGCUAUCAUUUUGUUUCCGCAUACCAAUUAUAACAAAAAUUGAUCUUUGGAUACGUCAAUCGAUCGCCCCGUGCACUAGAAUCCAUUUUUCUACAACGGCCGGUGGGAAUGGGAUUAAAUUGGGAGGUGUACCCACAUGUCUUUGAAAGUAGAGUACCAUUGUCGAGCAUGAGAAUCGAGUCUUUUUUUUUUUGGUUCCGUAGAAACUAAGUGAUAAUAAUAAUUUCCAGUUAACCGUCUCAUCAAUCACCAUCGCAAUAAACAUAAGAGUGCAUAUCAUGUGAAGAUUCAAAACUAAGUCACACAUAUCAUAAUGUGAAGGUUCAACUCUUAAGUCGUAUUAGUAUGUACAACUCUAAGUCGUAUUAAUAAGUAUACAACCGGAUGGAUCUUGUGAACCAACCCGACUAUUUCAUUGCUUCAAUAUAUUUAUUGUUAUUAAGAUCGCAACGCAUGUGUCUAGACUCCGACAUGUUUAGAAAUUAGAACACAUUAAUUAAAAAAUCUUGCCCUAGAAUGCAGAAGAAUCUAGUAGUAGAAAAUGGUCAAAAAAAAGAAAGUUACAUAGUCUAUAGAAAAGAGGUAAAACCGUAAAAGUACACUAAUUUCUAUUGUAUGAAAAAACAAAUUUAAAACCCGAUUCUUUUUGUGUGUUUUUGUUUUCUUCCAGAAAAAUGCAAUCGGAAGAAUAAUUUUACAACAGUACUACAACAUAGCAAUAAACGUUAGGAUAGAAAAAAAUAAAAAAGGUUUAGCAGAAUUUGUUUAGAGAUUUUUAGAAUCAACACUUGUCCAAUACCAGUCACAGAAGUAACGCACUUGCGACAGGUCGUCGGCCUUAUUUGACCAUUUUGUCACACAUUGUCACGUGAAAAAAAAAAAAAACAAUAAUGGUAACUCUUUGAUCAAAAGUAAUAGUAAUGUCUACCCAAAAUGAUACUAUUCAGAAGCAAUUAUAUAAGGAAAAUAAAUUAUCGACAGCAUAAAUGGUCGUUCACCAGUCACACCACCAUGUGUUAAAAAUUGUUUUCCCUAAUUAAUGUUUUUUUUUUUUUACUUUUAAGAGUUUGAAUAAAAAUUAAAAGCACCUCUCUGUAAUUAAAUCGUUAGAUAAAAAAAACGAACGGCUCAGAUGUGUUAAGAGUACAUAAAUACACAACACAUGAGCGCAGAUGAUCUCACCAUAGAAUGUAGAAGAACCAGUUACGAGAAAUUUCGUGAGAAAUUGCGUCAGAUUGCAAAGACGAGAGAGCCUAAAGGGCUUUUUUUUUUUUCUUCUUCUUCCAAUUUUGUCAUCAUCGGUGGCGAUCGCUUUCUCCAUGGAUAAUCUCAGAUUUCACGAUGGUAACAUCUUCAAUCUCCUCCACACAAGGUCUCAGGACCCGAGUCAUGAGGUUGAUCAAAGAAUGCAAUUACACUCUUCCUUGGUUCGGAGACUUUCUCAGGAAGAGGAAAUGGAGGGACAUCAAGGCUGUGUUAAUGCUCUGGCUUGGAACUCUAAUGGCUCGCUGUUGAUUUCUGGAUCAGAUGAUUUAAGGAUCAAUAUUUGGAAUUACUCCAGUCGGAAGCUUUUGCAUUCUAUAGAUACAGGGCAUACUGCCAACAUAUUCUGUACCAAGUUUGUCCCUGAAACCUCCGACGAGCUUGUGGUAUCUGGUGCUGGAGAUGCUGAGGUUAGGCUAUUCAAUCUAUCCCGGUUAAGCAGUAGAGGAGAUGAUGACAAUGCUAUUAUUCCAUCAGCAUUGUACCAAUGUCACACACGAAGAGUGAAAAAACUAGCUGUCGAGCCUGGUAACCCCAAUGUUGUAUGGAGUGCUAGUGAAGAUGGGACUUUACGGCAGCAUGAUUUCCGAGAGUCCACCUCUUGUCCUCCUCCUGGAUCCGCUCACCAUGAAUGCCGCAGUGUUCUGCUUGAUCUGCGCAGUGGUGCCAAAAGAGCACUAGCUGACCCUCCUAAGCAAACACUCUCCCUGAAGUCUUGUGAUAUAAGUGCCACAAGACCACACCUACUUCUUGUUGGUGGAAGUGAUGCAUUUGCUCGUUUGUACGAUAGAAGGAUGCUCCCACCGUUGACAUCAAGUCGGAAAAGGAUGCCUCCACCUCCAUGUGUCAAUUACUUCUGUCCCAUACAUCUUUCUGAACGUGGGCGAACAAAUUUGCACCUAACACAUGUUACUUUUAGUCCUAAUGGCGAAGAAGUUUUGCUCAGUUACAGCGGGGAGCAUGUCUACCUGAUGGAUGUGAAUAAUGGCACGGGAAUUAUGCAAUACACACCAGGGGAUGUAGAUAACUUUUUUUCUUUCAGUAACGCCCUCCACAAUGUAGAAUCUCCACCUCAGGUUUCCGUCACUCCUCAAAAUGGCUUUCACAGAAAUAACAAUUCUGCAACGGUUAAGAAGUGCACCGAAUUGGUAGAAAUUGCCAAAAUGUCUUUAGAAGAGGGUACAGAUGUUUUCUAUGCAAUUGAGGCAGCUAAUGAAGUUCUGGAUGCUCAUUCUAAUGAUAUAGAGUCUGCGCUAAGGCUUGAAUGCCUUUGUACUCGUGCUGCAUUGUUACUCAAGAGGAAGUGGAAGAAUGAUGCUCAUAUGGCCGUAAGAGAUUGUCAAAAUGCUCGGAGAAUUGAUGCUUCAUCUUUUAAAGCUCAUUACUACAUGUCUGAAGCGCUGCAUCAAUUGGGAAGAUGUAAAGAAGCCUUAGAUUUUGCGACUGCUGCACAACAUCUGAACCCAUCAGAUGCCGAUAUAGUGGCAAAGGUGGAGAGCAUUAAAAGGGAUCUUCAAGCAGCUGGAACUGAGAAAAAUGAAGAGACGGGUGCUGGAACCACUAGAGUACUUUCUUUGAGUGACAUACUCUAUAGAUCAGAGGCCAACAGUGACAGUUCACAUGAUAUGUCACGAUCCGAAAGAGAAGACUCUGAUUAUGACGAGGAAUUAGAGUUGGAUAUUCAAACUUCUUUGUCUGAUGAUGAAGGACGAGAUCCAGACUCGAAUGCUAUGCGUGGCAGUCUCAACCUACGAAUUCACAGAGUAGCUGAUGAUAAACCGAUGGAAAAUACAGUUGAUAAUGCCUCCUCAGGAACUGCAUCAUCAUCUCAAAAUGAUAGAACGUCUUAUCAGCCAGAGGGAGCCAUUGAUAUGAAGCGUAGAUAUGUUGGCCACUGUAAUACAGGGACUGAUAUUAAGCAGGCGAGUUUUCUUGGUCAGAGAGGUGAAUAUAUUGCAAGUGGAAGCGAUGAUGGUAGGUGGUUUAUAUGGGAGAAACAGACGGGAAGGCUUAUGAAAGUGCUUCUUGGCGAUCAAGCAGUUGUGAACUGCAUCCAAUGUCACCCAAUUGAUAGUGUUGUGGCGACGAGUGGAAUUGAUAACACAAUAAAGAUAUGGAGCCCAACCGCAGCAGUCCCAUCGAUUGUAGCGGGUGGAUCAGCUGGACCUGCAACGGCCAAUGUGGUGGAAGUAAUGGAGAUUAAUCAACAGAAGCUAAGCCACAGUCGAGAGAAUCCCCUAUCUGUGGAGCUUCUGCAAAGGUUUAGGAUGCAAGAAUUGGCAGAAGGAAACUUUCACCCAUUUGAAUGUACUCAGAGCUAAAGCAGGAGGAAAGUGUGUAUAGGUAAAAAUAAGCUUUUGCUUUGUGAAGGUGAUGUUGGAAUAACAAUGUCUUUGAAAUAUGAAUAAUGAAUAAUAGUGUUUGAUUAGGUUCCAAAUGUAGCAAAAGCUUUCUAUCUGUAAAAUCUCAUGCAUAGCUUCUUUCCAAGCUCUCUUUUUUUUUUUUGUGUUGUACAGUUCGAUAUUGGCUUCUUUUGACUGUGAAAAUGUCAGCUUUUUCUUUUUCUUUGAAGUUACAUUGUUUGACGUU